Neoarthrinium moseri is the source of this 2442-nucleotide messenger RNA. RefSeq lists its product as uncharacterized. Gene Ontology annotation, biological process: DNA-templated transcription; regulation of DNA-templated transcription. The transcript has 6 exons. Lineage: Eukaryota; Fungi; Ascomycota; Sordariomycetes; Amphisphaeriales; Apiosporaceae. Gene Ontology annotation, molecular function: DNA-binding transcription factor activity, RNA polymerase II-specific; DNA binding; zinc ion binding. Gene Ontology annotation, cellular component: nucleus. The record is from RefSeq and is a predicted model, not a curated record. Bases 1 to 2442 code for a protein of 813 amino acids.
AUGCCGGACGAUACCUCUGCUGAACCUGCAUCAGCCAGCGAGCUGGCCUGUACCGCAUGCCGGAACCGUAAGCUCAAAUGUGAUCGUGCAAAACCUGCCUGUACUCGGUGCACGAGGAUCAAGGGCGAUUGUACCUAUCCCGAGUCCCGAAGAAAGCCUGCUUUCAAGCGUAGGAACGUGCGAGAACUUGAAGCUCGCCUGGGUAAUUACGUCCCCUACACCCGAAUCUGCAUUGCCUGUGUGCUGAGUUUCGUAGCGCAAGUGGAAGAUCUCCUGAAGAAGGCUGAUGGCAAAGAGCCCGCCGAGGAGGUAGUUGAAGAAGUGGCUGAUUUCGACUUUGCCGACUUUGCCCCUCUUACCGAAGAUGUAUUAUUUCAGGGGAUGGACUAUACCGUGCCCACGGGCUCGGGUGGUGACCCAAUGUUGUCAAUGCCCCAAGGCGACUCUUUCAAUGCUGCAUUCAACUUGGGGCCAACCCCGGGAGAGGCUUUUGGUGGCGAGUUGGUGGGAUUAGGCAUGUCCGAACCAUUGCCCCCCUUUGAGCUCAUGGAGGAACUCAACAGGAUAUUUUUCGAGCGGCAACAAAUGUUUAUGCCCGUCCUGCAUCCUGCGCGAUAUUUGCAGUCUUUCUACUCUGCACCACACAUGAAACCUCCCAUGUGCCUUCAGUACGGGAUAUGGGCGAUUGCAUCCAAUGGCAAUGAAAAGUACCAUCAUUUGCAUGAUGUAUUCUAUCAGCGUGCAAGACAAUACGCCGAAGCUGAUGAGAUGAAGGGGUACGGGGAACACUUCAUUACACUUCAACAUGCACAAGCAUGGUGUCUUAUUACUGUGGACGAGGCCAAGUCAAUGUUGUUCACUAGAGCUGCGAUGAGUUCUGCAAAAGCCGUGCGGCUUUGCGAGAUGUUGGGGCUUCAUCGACUAGAUAUACCACCCGAAGAAAUAUCACCUACUUUGUUACCGCCUAAAGAUUGGUUAGAACUAGAAGAGCGCCGCCGGACCUUCUGGGGUACCUUCUGCAUUGACAGCCACUGUGCUAUAUCUACCGGUUGGCCGCAUCUCAUCGAUAGCUCCGAGAUCCUCAAGCAUGUCCACCGACCAAAGCCGGAUGACAACCCCCAGAACUACGAGUACGGAGACUUUUGGAAGCGCCAUCGAGAAUUAGACAAUACACUGUCUAGUGCUUUUAUGUUCCUCCCAGAAGACUAUCGGCUACCUGAGAACUACCAGGAUCCUACCGCCAUAAAUCUGAAUCUCAAUUACCAUGCUUCUAUCAUCUGCCUCCAUCUUGCGGCGUUUGAAAAGAUGGACCAAUACAAGCUUCCCCUCUUCGCCAAAAAGGCAAGCGAGAGUCGACUGAUGACAGCAGCACAAGAGAUCGUGAAUAUUGUCAAAAUGGCAAGCCAUUUAAAAUCAAGCUUUCGGAGUCCCAUGACCGCCAUAUCGUUGUAUUGUGCAGCGUCGGUAUAUAUAUUCCAGAGCCUAGAGACGCAAUCGCCCAAGGGGAUCGAUAACCUUGACUUCGUCAUUGCUGCUAUGGAUGCCAUUGGACGUGAGCACAUGGUAACCAGAGCUUUCUUGAAGCAAGUCAUGUUGGACAUCGAACGGAAUGACCUUACCCAUAUUGUUCGAUUGCCCAGGCUCGACGACAUGCCGCAUGUCGUCGCGGUAGCGAACCACAAUAUUCCUCUACUGGUUCGAUCCAAAGUCUCACGGCACUCGAGAAUGCAACCACCUCUCCCGGGCCGUCUGCCGCUCGGGAACCCCUCCGGCAAUAUAAGCCACAACAGGAUGCGCAAUUGUGGGAUCGGAUUUGGUCACGGAAUCAAAGACAAUGAGCUUACAUCUAGCGGGGAUGACGGAAGCGCGACGAAACGAAUGCGGCCCUCGUCUGUAGAGUCGGGACCUGCAUCCAAUGCCCCAGUCGAGACCGGAGACAGUCCCAGCUGGACACAGAAUGAGACGGGUUCUUCGAUGUCGACAUCGUCAGCUGCCAAUGCAGAGUCUCAGCAGCAUUCGAUUCAGAACCAGGACCAAUCCCAGGUACCGGGUCUGCUAUGGUCUGGCCGCACCCAAAACUUGCCCCAUCGGACAGAUUCCCCAGCGGUUUUCUCGGGUACAGCGCCGGCACGGACACCAAGCUCGCAUGCAAGUAUUGCCACCGGGCCGGGCAUGUCGAAUGGCACAGCCAUCUCCCCCGAUGCUCCUGGCGGUGAAGCCGCGUUCGAAGGAAGUCACACUUGGGGCUUGGCCAACGAGUGCUCGUACCGGCAGUCUCUUGAUGCUGGCGGAACCGGAUCUACGCUCGGGUCAGGACCCUGGAGUACUGGGGGACAGGACGAGAAUGUGGACUGGGCGGCAAUUGCAGCCGCCUCUGGAGUCAACCUGGCCACUCUGGCUGCUAUCGGCAAUGCCGGACACGGUAGAGGCAACGCCAGGUAA